AUGACUUCCCAUCACAUACAUGUAUUUUGCGAUUCAUCUGAACGUGCUUACGGGGCGGUCGCCUACCUUCGAGGUGAAAGUGAUGGAGGAAUCAGGACAAACUUUGUGAUGGCUAGGUCUAAAGUAGCUCCUAAGAAAGAACUUAGUAUGCCUAGACUUGAGUUAUGCGCAGCGUUGGUUGGUGCUAAACUUCUGGAGUUCAUUAAGAACGAGUUAACCCUGACGAUAACUGAGAUGCACUUGUGGAGUGAUUCUAAAAUGGCUGUGUUCCGAAAAUUGUCGUUACAAGGUCCCAAGGAGAACUGGCCUCAGAUACCGGAUUUAUCUGAUUCUGCAGAUUGUUCUCCUGAGAUCCGUAAAACAGCAUUCUGCGGAAUAGUUGAUGUUGCUGAGCAAUCUAAAAUAAAUGAUUGCAGAACUUAUGACGAAUUAAUGACAUACCUAUCGACUAGGUUAGAUGGGGCGGCUCCGCACAUGCUCGAGAGAGAGGGUUGGGUUAUCAUCCAAAGGGAAUCCUUUGCUGAGGAACUUUCUGCACUGAAGAGUGGGAAGAAUGUGGAUCGUACAUCCCGAAUUAACCAGUUGGACCCUAUCAUCGAUGAGGAUACCGGAUUAAUGUGUGUAGGUGGCCGACUAAAUAAUGCGCAACUACUACAGGAGCAGAAAACUCCAGUUAUUUUAGAACCAAAGCACCCUAUCAUUAAGCUAAUCAUUAAGAAAACUGAUGAGAAUCUUCAUCAUCCUGGAACCGAAAGGCUUCUCGCUGAAUUGAGACGACGAGUAUGGAUCCUGCGCGGCCGAGAAGUAAUCCGUGGUAUCCAGCGUCAAUGUUAA
Molecule: messenger RNA, 834 nt
Organism: Anneissia japonica
Lineage: Eukaryota; Metazoa; Echinodermata; Crinoidea; Comatulida; Comatulidae
Exons: 2
Coding region: 1-834 (277 amino acids)
Source: RefSeq, a predicted model, not a curated record